Molecule: messenger RNA, 1058 nt
Organism: Oncorhynchus masou masou (cherry salmon)
Lineage: Eukaryota; Metazoa; Chordata; Actinopteri; Salmoniformes; Salmonidae
Gene: papolg
Product: poly(A) polymerase gamma
Exons: 9
Coding region: 222-1058 (278 amino acids)
Cellular component (GO): nucleus
Molecular function (GO): poly(A) RNA polymerase activity
Source: RefSeq, a predicted model, not a curated record
CCACCCUGUCAAGGUUGCGGUUUUUUGCGGUGACAGCAAAGCGGCACACGCCAUGUUCAGUGGAAACAAAAGGGCCAAGUUUCCACUGAUUGGUUGCCGGGUAAAGAAAUAACAUCGCUGGCUAGUUAGCUAAAUUUGAUGAAAAAUGAUAAAACGAGUAUGAGAAGGGAUUAUUUUUUGGGGGCGGGGGGCUGAUUGGAAAAUUGCUGGAAGUUGUUACAAUGCCCUUUCCGUCUACAAACCACGUGUUGUUGGGUCGGGAAACACCUAAGCAUUAUGGGAUCACUUCUCCUAUCAGCCUGGUCCAAGCCAAGGAGGCUGACCUGGUCCUCACACACAGGCUGACUGAGGCCCUGAAACCAUACGGGGUGUUUGAAGAGGAGCUGGAACUACAGCGCAGAAUACACGUGUUGGGAAAACUGAACACACUGGUGAAGGAAUGGAUCCGUGACGUCAGUGAGACAAAGAAUCUGCCUGCCUCAGUGAUUGAAACGGUUGGAGGGAAGAUCUUCACAUUUGGGUCCUACAGGUUAGGAGUCCACACUAAAGGUGCUGACAUUGAUGCCCUGUGUGUGGCUCCUCGGCAUGUGGAGAGAACAGACUUCUUCUCCUCGUUCCUGGACAAGCUGAAGGAGCAGGAGGAGGUCAAAGAUUUGAGGGCUGUUGAGGAGGCAUUUGUCCCUGUGAUAAAGCUGUCUUUCGACGGCAUUGAGAUCGAUAUCCUGUUUGCCCGGUUAGCUUUGCAAACCAUCCCAGAGAAUCUGGACCUUCGAGAUGACGGGUUGCUGAAGAACCUUGACAUACGCUGCAUUAGGAGCCUCAAUGGUUGUAGAGUUACAGAUGAAAUCCUCCAUCUUGUGCCCAACAUUGAGAACUUCAGACUGACACUGAGGACCAUCAAGCUGUGGGCUAAACGUCAUAACAUCUACAGUAACAUCCUGGGCUUCCUGGGUGGAGUCUCCUGGGCCAUGCUGGUAGCCAGGACCUGCCAGCUCUACCCCAACGCUGUGGCCUCCACCCUCGUACACAAGUUCUUUCUCGUCUUCUCCAAAUGGUAA